UCAACUACAAUGGGGCUGGAAUUAGUUUAGUUUACCCUAUAUAAAACCAUGCAUGCCAUCAGCGGUCGUAAGACUUUUUUUUAUAUGGGUAUUUCUGGCUGUUUUUAAUAUUAGACAAUACGAUAUACCCAUGCGUUUAGACUUGACAGUUUCAUCCGGAACAUUUUAAGUGGGGCGUAUUUUCCCCAUAAGGACAUUUUGGCAGCCGUAGAUUAUUACUUCCGUCUAUUACGUAGAACAGGAAGAUUAAUCCGAAUCGAAGAACCAAAUCCCACCUGCGCAUUGGUUUACCUGUUGGGCCUAAUGAUAAAAUGAACCGUGUGACAUUUUGAGUUAUGAGAGCAAUGGCCACCGGAACAGGAAGUGCGUACAUAUUGGACCUUUGGACAGAAGACCAACAACACUGCAGCGAUGUGGUGGAGACAUUUGCAAAAUUGCCUGCAUUGGAAAACAGCAGUGUGUUGUUGCUUGCGAGUGAUUCCUCAAAUCAAGCUGAUAUCGUGAAAAUAGCAUUGGACAAGCAAAAUCGUGACAGAAUAAUUCAGUUUGAAAAUAAAAAUAAGAUGGCAACAUUCUACGAUGCGAAAUUGUAUUGCGACACACAUGGAAUAUCUGUCUUCUCAGUGCUGUGUUCUAGUAAACACUCCCAGUAUUGGCACCUCCUGUUGACACAUGUCACCACGGAUGUUUAUGAAUGGAACAUUAGUACCGUUGAUCAAGAGAAAACGGAUUUCUUUACUCAAGAACAAAUUGUUAAAGAUGUCAGCAAUUUCUUUGGUUCUCUGCCAGCUUUUGGUGACGUCACUACACUUACGUCACCAAUUAUUCCCAAUGAUUUGUUCUACCAUGGCUUUAGUUGCCGAACUGGAGGACUGUCGUCUCUUCCUGGAAUGAAAUCUUUAAAUCUCGUGUAUUCCAUAUCAAAACGCGAUCCAAAAGCGUUAGUGAACGAAAACAGAAGAAAAUUGGCGAACCAUGUCGGGUUUGAUCCAGAGCGCUUUCGUGUAGCGAGAACCGUCCACGGGAACAGUGUUCACGUAGUUGGGAAUACGGAACCUGAUGAGGGAUACGACGGGAUCGCCACCGACCAACAGGGGGUAACUAUAGGUGCUCCCGGCGCAGAUUGUGUAACAAUGAUUUUUGCCGAUCCUGUUAAAAGGGCAUGCGCAGCACUUCACUCCGGAUGGAUGGGUACUGUGAAACGCGCAUGUGUAGAAAUUCUUCAUACAAUGACCACAGAAUUUGGCUCUAAUCCAAGUGACGUCAUUGUAGCUAUGGGUCCAUCCAUUGGCCAGUGUUGUUUUGAAUUCGGCGUUGACCAAAUCGACCAGUUCAAAGAUAUAGUCGCGGAAUCGGUUGUGAUAAGGGACAGUGGUCAGAAAGCUUUCGUGAAUUUGCAGAUAUGCAAUCGCGUGCUUCUGGAACAAAAUGGUGUCAAGCCUACCAACAUUGACGACCAUACAUGUACAAAAUGCACCAGCUGUAACCCCGAGUUGUUUUUCUCGUACCGACGAGACGGACGGCCAUUUGGAAACCAAGUAGGGUUCAUUGGCAUGAAAAUGAAAUAGCUACCGAUGUGGACAACUGCUAUUUUCAUACCAAUCGAACAUUUCCGUCGUCGGAAGGCCCUGUUUUCCUUAACAUGCCUAUCAUUGCAAGUAUCUGCUUCAACCUAAUUCAAGCACAAGUAACCAUGCUUACAGUUUUUACAAAAGAUCCACUGAUGAACUUUAAUAUGUAAACAUACAUUUAUUGAUAGAUGAAAUCAGCGUCGAAUCGUGAAUACUUCCGUAAACAGAAAUGAGGGGAUUUAGAAAGGAAAUAGGAAAAAAAUCUAAAUAAGUCUUCAUUAAAGUUUAGAUAUAUAUAAAGAGGAGGCGAGAUGAUUAUAUGAUUACUAAACCAAUCACCUAGGAAAGUAUUGCCGCAAUUCACACGAACAUAGACACGACAUGCAUGGUUAUGGCAAAGUUACCACGGCGACCGAAACAUCUACAACCAAAGACACACUCGAGUGAAAAGAACAUUUUUAUAUGAUCGAGUUAUACACCGUUCUUACAGCUCUUUCUUCCUGCGGGGCUCUUAGGUGCUGCUUUCAGCUAGAGGCAAAGAUGAGGAAUAACCAAAGGGAAAUCAGGACCAUUUAGUCCUAAUGAACAUUAACAAAAUGAAGGUAGCAAUGUUUUCAUCCGAACUUAACCAGUCAUCUUGAAAGAAACGACAAACUCUUCUUGAAUAAGUCUUCUGUAGUAAAAGACGCUAACUCUCACAGAACAGGUACUUUGUCAGUAGUCUGCGUGUAAAUCAAUUUAGUUGUUUCUGAAAUUAUUAGAAACUUGUAUUGUUAUUGUAGUUUUCAUGCAGAAAAGACACAUAAUUAUCUAUUAUCAACCAUGGAAUAUUCGCUUCAACAACGUAGAGCUAUAAUUAGUUUUAAAACAAAACAAAUAGUGAAAAUUCUUUUCCCGUGUACUACAGCCUUUGGAGUACACAUUGCGCCUCCAAUGUAUACGGAUAUUGCCAAUGCUGGGAGGAAUGUCGACGUGGGAAGUGUAGAUGGCUUCCCGAUGGAUAAAAAUAUUUAAGACAAGGGAUAUUCUUAAGUACACUGUAUAGUACAUUAUCCGGCAUUACGAGGUUUACAGCAUCUUUUACAAGGGGAGGCAUGGGAUUUAUAGUGUCGGAAGUUUUGAAUAACUUGCGGGCAAUUUUCCAGAAGUUUCUUGGGUUCAGAAUCGAGUAACGGUCUAAAUUACUAUAUUGUGAUGUAGAAAGACAUAAGUGAUUCCAGAAAAAUGCUAUAUUUGGAGAUAUUUCUUAUUUGGACACUUGGUCCCCGUCCAAAUAACCUUACGCAUCCGAAAUGAUGAUCGUCGAUCGUCAAUAUACCCAUAGGUGAAUCUGCAACUUAUAGAUGUUUCGUCCUUGUUAGUGAUAUAUAACAACAUUUUACCAUACCUAUGUUUUGUUCGCUUUGUGUGGUCUGUCUCUGUAUUUUUAAGCUGCAUUGCUAUGGCUACUGUCGAUAGGGACAACAGAGCUUGGUCAAUGGUGCCAAUAUGUUAUGUCUGCCUGAAAGUCUCGUGCUGAUUUUAACUCCAGUUUUAUACACUUAAAUUUACCUCCCCUUCACAUUUCACUGCCGUAUUUAGAUUUUUAAUUUAAAUUUGAACUAAUCAUUCAUGACUGAUAAUGUGAUUUUUUUUCAAAAUGAACAUUCAGUUAGUCAGUGAAUUGCCGUCGUUACCAUGGCUGCAAUUACGACGCGAGUAUGGCAUUUACAGUCCUUUGAAUCACACAUUUUCGGGUUAGUUUGAAACAUGGCCAUUGUCAUGGGAAUAUUGAUGUGUGGGAUUCAACUCGACUGAUGUGUUAACCGUGACUCUUAACUUAUUUGGUGACAUUUCACAUGUAUCCACUUAGAAGUCUACGUGUAUUUCAACGUGGCUAAACUGUUGGUCUGAAGGUGCCAGUAACCGCCAAUGCUAUUUAUGACCAUAAGUCGUUUCCCUCUUAGACCCUAAUAUUCUUGUGUUAAUAGGUAUAACACGAAACAUGUAUACGGAAGUUCAAACAUAGAAUUAAUGUGAAAAAGACACAUGAUUAACACUAUUGGAUAUAAAUAUGAGGGCUGAUUGAUAUGUUGUGAACCUCAUAUUGAAGGAAUUGAAUUUUGCCGGA
This is a messenger RNA of Pecten maximus, 3681 nucleotides long. RefSeq names its product laccase domain-containing protein 1-like. The record is from RefSeq and is a predicted model, not a curated record. Gene Ontology annotation, molecular function: copper ion binding. The transcript is spliced from 3 exons. Bases 336 to 1568 code for a protein of 410 amino acids. NCBI's taxonomy places the organism in Eukaryota, Metazoa, Mollusca, Bivalvia, Pectinida, Pectinidae.